Spirodela intermedia is the source of this 1926-nucleotide messenger RNA. The record is from the annotation of a GenBank genome assembly. Lineage: Eukaryota; Viridiplantae; Streptophyta; Magnoliopsida; Alismatales; Araceae.
AUGGAGGCGAUCAUGUGCAAGCCCGUGUAUGAAUGCCUCCUGUUUGGUAAGUUUUGGGACAUGUUUAUUUUAUUUUUUUAUUUAAAAAAAAAAACUUGGGAGAAAUCCUAUGUCUUCUUCCUCCUCCUCCUCCUCCUCCUCUUCAUGUUGCAUGAUCAAGACCUGAGCACAGGAAGUACUCUUAAAACUCUCUUGGACUGACUAGAUUCUGUGGAUUUCUUUCUCUACAAUUGCUCCAGACCUGGACGACACCCUCUAUCCCUUGAGCCUGGGCAUCAAUUCGGCCUGCCGUGAGAAUAUAGAAGGUGGGUUGGAUCACAGACCAAUCCCCCCGUUAGAACUCUUUGAAAUCUUAUUUUCCCGAUUAAUUCUAAUAUGCCUGUACUGAUCCCCAGAGUAUAUGUUGAAUCAUCUUAACAUUGACCGAGAACUGAUCCCGAAGCUGUGCCUGGAGCUGUACAAGGAGCAUGGGACAACGAUGGCCGGCCUCAAGGUAAUAACAACAAUCUCCCAUCAUAUACCAAAAAAGGAAAAUAAAUCUGGGAUAAACCUCCCCUCCUCCUCAUAAUUCUCCAGGCUCUGGGCUAUGAAUUUGACAACGACGAGUACCACGCAUAUGUUCAUGGAAGGCUGCCCUACGAGAAAUUGAAGCCGGACCCGGUGCUCAGGAACCUUCUCCUCUCGAUGCCCCAGCGGAAAAUAGUAUGCCCGUAUUAAAAAAAUCAGUGUUUAUUCAUCAGAUAAAUAAAAAAAAAGAAUUUCCCUCUAAUAUCUGUCUUUGAUCGGUCAUCCAGGUCUUCAGCAAUGCCGACCAGAACCAUGCUGCUAUAGUCCUCAGUAAGAUGGGCCUGGAAGGCUGCUUUGAAGGGGUCAUAUGCUUUGAGACUCUCAACCCAGCAGCUCCUCUCACCGACAACAAGACCUUGGAAAUCUCUGUGGAGCCACCAAGUGGCUGCGGCUCGCUCCCACCGCUGCCGCCCAAGUCAAAGAUUCUCUGCAAGCCAUCAGUGGAAGCCAUGGAAGCCGCCUGCCAGAUUGCAGGCAUCGACCCAAAAAAAACGGUAAGAUGGGCUAAAGAGGACUUUCCUUUAUUCUGGGUUCCAUGACGAGUUGACUAAGAACGCCGCCUGUUUAUGAGCAGAUAUUCUUUGACGACAGCCCUCGGAACAUCACGAGCGGGAAGUCUGUGGGUCUCCACACCGUCAUUGUGAGUUCAAUUUCUUCAUGCAUUAUAUCCAAGACGGGUUCCAGAAAUAAGGAGGGCGGGGGGGAUAAAAAAAACUGAUGAUCUCUCACUUAAUUAGAAUUUAGGACCUUUAUUGAAUUCAGCCCAAGGGCUUUGUUCAUCAUUUUAAAUUUUUUUAAUUUCUUUCACAUAAUUAGAAUUUAGGACCUUUAUUGAAUUCAGCCCAAGACCUUUGUUCAUCACAUAAUUAGGAUUAAAAAAAAUUCAUUGGAUUCAAAUCAUUUUAUUUUGAUUUACCUCCCCUGGAAGAUAAAAUAAAAAGGCUCAUGUGUUCAAUUGAUUUUUAGAAUAUAAAAAGCAGGUUGGGAGAAAUAAUUCAGCAGGCGGUGGGUCCUUGCGCAUCCUAGAACUUGAAUGGAUUGAAAUAAUUUCAUCUAGAAUUGCGACCCACCAACAAUCUGAUCAGAACAUAAAAUAAAAAAUAAAAAUAAAUAAGAUUAAACCACCCUGACAAAUUAAGAUUAAAAAAAUUGCCAUAUCCUCUGUUGAUCCAGAAUAGAAACCCUCCUGAUCCUUGGAGAUGAAUGCAGAUUGGGAGCUCGGCACCAGUCCCUGGCGCAGACUUGGCCCUCGAAAGCAUCCACAACAUCAAGGAAGCUCUUCCCGAGAUCUGGGAAGAUGUGGACCAGCUGGAGCUCGUCGUGCCCCCCAGUGCCAUCGAGACUGUGGUCCUCGCAUGA